Messenger RNA from Trichomonas vaginalis G3, 1182 nucleotides. Its product is annotated as cell migration. Gene Ontology annotation, cellular component: cytoplasm. The record is from RefSeq and is a predicted model, not a curated record. NCBI's taxonomy places the organism in Eukaryota, Parabasalia, Trichomonadida, Trichomonadidae. The coding region runs from base 1 to 1182 and encodes 393 amino acids. The transcript has a single exon.
AUGGAGCAUUUAGUUGCGCUAUCAUUUGAGCAUAGAAUUGGAAACCAAGUCGACGGAAUUUAUCCACCACUACCAGACAAAGAAUAUAUUAAAUCUUGGAGCCAAGGUCUUCCUUUUAUUGGAAUUCCAGACAAAGCACACGGCUCUUGCUCAUCAUUUAUUCACUUUACCUUACCAAAUCCUGAUCAUCCUACAGGCCAAUCAUACGGUAUAGCUGCUUACAGAUCUUUCGAAACAUCCCAACUAAAGACUCAAGAUCCAGCAUACGUAAGAGGUCAUGUUCAACGUUCUCUUCUUGUAAUCUCAAAGAUUCCUCUAUUUGGAGAACUUGAAAGCAAAUUGAAACAAUUACUUUUCGAUAAUUUUGAUAAUUUAGUUCCAUCUCUUGAAACGAUGUGGAAUCAACUUCAAGAAGUUGUUGCAUCACCAGUCAGAUACUCAGGUAUAUCAUAUCCUUCUCUUUUUCAAAAUUUACAAACAGAAGUUCUUACGGCCAUCAAAGCUCUUGUUUUAGGCCAUCGCAUUCUCAUAUUUGCCGAUAACUCAGAGCUUGUCUCCAAGAUGGUCACAGCCAUUGGCUCAUUACUCCCAGGAUAUAUGUAUAAUGAUGAUUAUCCAUACAAAUUCUUCGGAACAGACUACGCAUUUGCCCCUUACGUACCAUUACAAUUCACAGAGGUUCUCAAUCACUCUAAAUCUCACUCAAAAAUCAUGGGAACAUGCAGUGAAUUGUUUAUGGACCAAAAAAUCGUGAAUUACGACCUUCUCAUCGACUGCCGCAAGAUACCAGCCCUUAUCACAGGUGGCGACAUCCUCAAAAUGUGUCGUCCUACAUCAGUUGAGACAAAAUGGAUGAAUGAGCUCUUGAGUGAACUGAAACUCAACUGGCAAAAGGCAGAAUCAGCGGAUUGGGUUCGCGAUAUGUUCAAGAAGUGGAUGAACACGCUCUUCUUCACAAUCCUUUCGACAAGACACUUAUCUAUUGUUCCAGAAUACAUUUGGCCAUAUUUAGACUGGAUAAAGGCAUACGAUGUAUUCGGAGAACAGUUUAUCAAUGAACUGUUGAAACUGGACAACACUAAACAGAUUCUUCGCGCGAAAGAUACAUCAAAAUUCCAGAAAAUUGAUGAAACUCUCGUCCCUCCAAAGAAAAUGACUAUCAAAUCACUCAAGUUCUGGUAA